UUUGGUCAAAAUCAACAGUAACUCCUGGCGGUUCAAGCAAUUAGUAUUUUAGCUGAUAUCAAAUAGCAAAGAUAAAAAUUAUUAAACAAAAUGAAGGUUAUUGUGCAAGUUUGUGUGCUCUUCGCCAUCGCCGCCGUGGCUUAUUCCGCCAGCUCGACCUGGGGUGUGCGCAAUUCUACCGAUGUCCUAAUUCUCAAUACACGUGUAUUCCAUCCAGCUGUGCGAAAUAUUGCGCAGACUUUCUACUUCGAUAUACCAGCGUCGUAUCAGAGCAACAACAAAGUGAUUAGCGCCAUCUACUUGGAUGACCAAUUCCAGAACAGUACAGGUCCAGUAAAUACUUUGGUAGCUGGUGGUCCCGGUUGGACUUACGCCUCGGUACAAAUGAGAACCCAAACUAGCAUUGGUUUGAAUGUAACAGUUUUGGUUUAUGCCAGAAAUUAAAUAAAUCGAUGAACAUGGAAAAAGUAUA
This is a messenger RNA of Zeugodacus cucurbitae (melon fly), 472 nucleotides long. RefSeq lists its product as uncharacterized. The coding region runs from base 91 to 444 and encodes 117 amino acids. The record is from RefSeq and is a predicted model, not a curated record. NCBI's taxonomy places the organism in Eukaryota, Metazoa, Arthropoda, Insecta, Diptera, Tephritidae. The transcript has 2 exons.